GCGUGGCAUGCAAUUAUGGAUAAAUGGGAUCUUGAACUCGGUCUUGCUCUCCCAAGCAAUUCUCCUUGUGCAGGCUCUAAUGAUGAUAUGGAGGAGGAAGAGGUUACACAUCCCACUCUGUGUCUCCUUCCGUUAACCCCUGGCCACUCAUGGAGGAAGAAACGGCAUAGGAUGUACGUGAAGGUGAAGAUGGAAGGUGUAGGGAUUGCAAGAAAGGUUGACCUCACCAUGCACCAUUCAUUUCACACCCUUAACCAUGCCUUGCUCCACAUGUUUGGAAAACCCCCUCAUCAAUUCUCAAACUCCUAUCGCCUCCUUUUUCAGGACCAACAAGGCCAUUGGCUUCUCGCCAAAGAUGUCCCAUGGAGAACUUUCCUUAACUCUGCGCAGCGUCUCAAACUGCUCCGAACCACCACCACCAUCGUACGAAAUUAAUAAUUAAAAAUUAUUAGAUAAUUUAAUAUGUUUAAUUAAAUUAUUAUCAAAUAAUUUUUAAUUAUCAAUUUCACAAGAAG
This is a messenger RNA of Arachis duranensis, 515 nucleotides long. Its product is annotated as auxin-responsive protein IAA29-like. The transcript has 2 exons. Bases 16 to 435 code for a protein of 139 amino acids. The record is from RefSeq and is a predicted model, not a curated record. Gene Ontology annotation, cellular component: nucleus. Gene Ontology annotation, biological process: regulation of DNA-templated transcription. Gene Ontology annotation, molecular function: protein binding. NCBI's taxonomy places the organism in Eukaryota, Viridiplantae, Streptophyta, Magnoliopsida, Fabales, Fabaceae.